This is a messenger RNA of Macrosteles quadrilineatus (aster leafhopper), 2668 nucleotides long. RefSeq names its product G2/mitotic-specific cyclin-B2-like. The record is from RefSeq and is a predicted model, not a curated record. Lineage: Eukaryota; Metazoa; Arthropoda; Insecta; Hemiptera; Cicadellidae. Gene Ontology annotation, molecular function: cyclin-dependent protein serine/threonine kinase regulator activity. Gene Ontology annotation, cellular component: cyclin-dependent protein kinase holoenzyme complex; cytoplasm; nucleus. The transcript is spliced from 8 exons. Gene Ontology annotation, biological process: mitotic cell cycle phase transition; regulation of cyclin-dependent protein serine/threonine kinase activity. Bases 160 to 1398 code for a protein of 412 amino acids.
CGUUACCUCCAUUUUGUUUCAACUAACUUUCGUAACGUACCUCUUCAAUUUAAAUUCAUUUUAACGAUUAAUACAUUCAUAUAAAUCUUUAUACCAAGAAUAUUUUCAAAAUAAAUAAGUAAUUAACAACAUUCCAAUUGAUACUGAACUGGUGUUAAAAUGGCCCUCAGAACCCGUAAUAUGAACGCGGUCAGAGGGGUGGACCAAGAAAACACUGGUGUCUUGAGAUCAAAAGCUAAUACAACUUCCCUGACAACAAAACGUGCAGCCCUUGGCGAUGCAACAAACUCCUUGGGAAUACUUAACAGGGGCAAAGAUGCAAAGAAGAAAGAAGGACCAACUAAACCGACUUUUCAAGCUGCUGCUUCUAAAAUCAAGGAACCUUCGGUGAAGCCAACGAUUGAGAAGUCAUUAAGCAAGCUACCACGGCCCGCUACAAAACCUGUGGCCAAACCAUUACAAACAGGACGCGGUUUGGGGUUGAAAAAGGAGGAGAACAAAUGUAUCCCACAAGUUCAGAAGCCAGAUGUUGGUCAGCCGUUGGAGAACGUUGUUGACAUAGACAAAGAGGAUGCCGGGAAACCCUUUUUGGUUUCUGAAUAUGCUAAUGAAAUAUACUGCUAUCUGCGCCAACUAGAGGCCAAGUGUGCAAUCACUGAGAACUACUUGGCAGGACGCCUGGUGACUCCCAGGAUGAGAGCUACACUGGUAGAUUGGCUGGUAGAGGUACAACAACAGUAUCAUUUGUUUCCUGAAACUCUACAUCUGAGCGUCGCCAUCACUGACAUGUUCCUGCAGAAAGUGAGUUCCAUAGACAAGGAGCACCUGCAGCUGGUCGGGGUGUCUGCAAUGCUUGUGGCUUGCAAGUACGAGGAGACUUACUCACCAGACAUCUCCGACUUUGUAUACAUCACUGACAACUCGUUCACCAAGGAAGAAAUCCUCAUGAUGGAGAAAGGCAUCUGUGGAAAACUGGAUUUUGCCUUUGGACGACCUCUGUCACUGCAAUUCCUACGACGAUACAGCAAAGCAGCCUUUGCCACGCCGUUGCAGCAUUCUUUCGCCAAGUAUUUCCUGGAACUGGCUCUUGUGGACUACCAAAUGGUUCAUGUGAAGCCAUCAAUGGUGGCUGCAGUAGCUAGUUACAUAGCGCUCAGGAUCACUGAUGAAAAGAAGAAAGCUGAAGAGAUCUGGACCAAUACGCUGGUUCAGUAUUCCACCUACACGUUUGAGCACCUGAAACCACUGAUUCCCGUGAUGGCCUCUAUUAUACUAAAGGCCAGAAUCUCCAAGCACCAGUCUGUAAGAAGGAAGUACGAGUCACCAAAACUGCAGAAAGUCAGUUGCUCUCCAAUCCUAGAGUCUGAACUAAUUAAGAGCUUAGCUGGAGAGGAAUGAAAUGAACAACAAUUCAGGCUCAUGACUUGUCCUUGUGAACAUUAGCUCUAGAUUACUAUAAGUCAAUGCAAUCAGUAGAAACACUUGGGUUUAUGAUUCAAGGCUAAAUUCUGUGUUAUUUUGUCAUUGUAUUUGUAAGUUUAAAGCUAUUGUAUUUUAUUAUUUAUUACUCUAAUGACCUAUUGUCUACAGACAUUUUACUAUGCCUUCAUUUCCAAAUUUUAUUUAUGCUUUUAUCUGUAAUAAAACUCUCUAGAUGGUAUUAUUUCAUUGUUUUGUCUGUAAGUUUUUGAAAUAUGUAACCUGUGGUCAUUGACAAUUUCCCCUGUCAUAUUCAAUUUCCAAAUCCUAUGUAUAAGUUUUUAUCUGUAAUAAAACAUUUUAUGUAAAUUGUUCUAUUUCAUUAUUUUGUAAGAUUAUUGUUUAAAGUGUAAUUUUAAAAAAUGUGUGAAAUGUAUUUGACUCUUGACUAGUAUAAGGUGUUAUUUAUGUUGUAUUGUUAUAUGUAUAUAUUUACUGUAUUCAUCUUUGACUGUAGACAUGUUGUAGGCUUAAGAAGACGACUGUUGAUAUUUUCACUUCAAUAAACUAGUCCUUCAACACUAGUAUAAGUGGCUGCUAUGCUUCUACAUCCAAAGAUAAUGGUUGGAGAAUUUUUUUGUGUUGUACUAGAAAGUAUGAACAAGUAAUUUUUUUUUUCUUAUGUUAGACGGAAUUUGUAGUCCUGGAAAUUUUGAACCAAGGAAUCCUGAAAUUGUCCUUAAUUUUAUUUUGACGGGAAGCUGGACACCCUUUAUUAUUAAAAACUCAAGUUUUAUCACACAACUAUUAAAAAUUACAGUGAGGUUCUAGGUGGCUUAGACUGUUUGUGCUUUUGUUGCUUUGUAAUUUUUGUAGUUUUGUGAAGAAUACCCACCAAGAAACACUGUAGGUUACUACAAAAAAAAAAAUAAAAAAAAGCAUACAGUGUUUUCAAAUAUAUAUUCAAAAUGUAAAAUAAUCAGCAUAUUCUUGAUACGUUACCUGAUAUACUAAUUUCAUUCUAUCACAAGAUUAUUGGCAUUUGAGUUGGACUAGCGUUUUACUAAACGAAUGUGGUUAAUAGCAUUCAAUAAGUUAUGUAAAUUGUAGUGGCAGUGACACUAUGUUUCUCUGCAAUCUUCAAAAUCAUAAAAUGCGAUUUUGGAACUAGUUUAGGUUACUGUGCAUAUUUACUUUGACCUAAACUUGUUGGCCCUUUUGUAUCUCUCAAAUAUAUCAGUGGAAAUUU